This is a messenger RNA of Colletotrichum spaethianum, 1566 nucleotides long. RefSeq names its product heterokaryon incompatibility protein 6, OR allele. Lineage: Eukaryota; Fungi; Ascomycota; Sordariomycetes; Glomerellales; Glomerellaceae. The transcript has a single exon. The coding region runs from base 1 to 1566 and encodes 521 amino acids. The record is from RefSeq and is a predicted model, not a curated record.
AUGCCGUCUGACCGAACGAAAUUCCAGUAUAAUCACUCCAUCGGCAAGGAGACUAUUCGCCUUGUACGCAUCCUAAGCCGCCGGGAUACUGAGGAUGAUCCCUUGCGACUUGCACUCGAGGAACAUGCCAUCACCGACCUCCCAGCAUACCGAGCUCUGUCUUACACCUGGGGGUCUCCUAUAUCUGACACGUCUUCAGAGAAUGACUUGGUGACGAUCCUCCUCGAGAAUCAUGACUUCGAUGUAUUCCCAAACUUGCAUGAUGCGUUGCUCUGGAUCAGAGCCCACGGGUCAUGCGACUUAUACUGGAUCGACGCCAUCAGCAUCAAUCAGACCGACAAUGUCGAGCGGAGUGUACAAGUCAGUAUAAUGGACCAUAUCUACAAAUUGGCCGCCCAAGUCGACGUAUGGCUUGGCACUGUGUCCGAAGAGCACCAUCCGGUCGAGGUUUCCCAGUUGAUUCGGAAAAUGGCUGCCAACGCCCAGAAGAAAAUCGGGUUCAAGCGAGGAAACCACGUUUUCGACCACGAUGCCCUACGGCGAUACGGUUUGCAAGACAUACCUGAUGCCGUAUGGUAUGCAUUCGUCGCCUUCUUCGACCGCAAGUGGUUCAACCGCGUUUGGGUCGUCCAGGAAGUGGCCUUGUCCAAAGAUGCGUGUGUGCUCUGGGGUGAAGAUGUCAUCCCUUGGCAGACGGUGGCUCUCUGCUCGGAUUUUUUGUUUGACAGUCGUCUCUACGAACAGCUUUCCGAGAUCUUAUACGACAACAACCCCACAAUCAAGGACGCCCACGUUGGCAGCAAUUCCGCGGGAAUCGUCGCGAUCCAGAGAUGUCGCCACGACACACUUGCCGGUUGGGAAAGCGUGACACUUGAUCACAUCACUGGCGCGUCAGGCAACUCGGCCGGGAGUGGCAUACUUAAAACGGGAGGGGCACUGCUCUUUCUCAUGCUCCGCCUCACCAUCGGAGUCGAAGCGAGCGAUCCCAGAGACCAGGUCUUCGGCCUUCUCGGUAUUCUCAACCUGCUCCUUGAUACCAGCGGCCGCCCGAGGACGGGCCUGGAGCCUGACUACUGCAAACACUCGACUGCCGUCACAGUGUACACCGAAACGGCCAUGUUCAUCAUGGAAGAGUGCGGCAACCUUGCGUUGCUAACGGCAGUGGCCGACGAUGCGGACAAGCAGCUUGAGGGGCUGCCAUCAUGGGUGCCAGAUUUCUCGGCACACGGGCCCUCGAUGUUUCUGGCGAUGCGGUGGCCGGCCGGCGUGCGUUACUUUGACGCAUGCCGCUCCGCCCGGGCGGACUACCGCAUUGUCGACGACAAACUCCUCCACGUCAAAGGUUUCUGCGUGGGCACGGUUUCCCUACUGGGAACGGUGUACUCGGAGCUUGCUACAAAGGGGAGCUUCGCGCAGUGGGCUGACUUCAUGCUGCAAUGCGACCCGGUAUACAAACCGACUGGGCAGUGCCGUGUGGAGGCGUUCUGGCGGACAUUGAUCGCCGACCGAGACGGAUUCAAGCACCCGGCCCCGGAAACCUACAAAAGGCGUUCCACCAUUGGAUAA